Molecule: messenger RNA, 1797 nt
Organism: Capronia coronata CBS 617.96
Lineage: Eukaryota; Fungi; Ascomycota; Eurotiomycetes; Chaetothyriales; Herpotrichiellaceae
Exons: 4
Coding region: 1-1797 (598 amino acids)
Molecular function (GO): flavin adenine dinucleotide binding; N,N-dimethylaniline monooxygenase activity; NADP binding
Source: RefSeq, a predicted model, not a curated record
AUGUUUGACUACCUCGUAGUCGGCGCUGGCCCGUCAGGGCUGUGCGCAGCAAAGACAAUCGUUGAGUGCGAGGUGGGCGCAAGUUUGAAGAUCCUUGACGCGAACAAGACUCUCGGUGGCGUCUGGGCCAAAGAGAAUAUCUACCCUGGCCUUAAAACCAACAACUUGCGAGGCGGCAUCGACUUCUCCGACUUCCCGAUGCACGACGGCUUUGGGAUCGCCGCAGGCGAGCAUGUCUCUGGUGCAGUAAUGCACGAAUACCUUGUCGCGUACGCUGAGCGAUCCGAUCUGGUAAAGCUGAUCGACUUUGAGACGCACGUGCAGGAGAUUUCGCAGCUCCAGAACGGCCAGGGCUGGAAUCUGAAAGUCCGUCGUUGCGAUUCUGCUGCUGUUGGCAGCAAUGGCGCAGGAAGCACAACCACAGAAAUACAGACCAAGAAACUCAUCAUCGCGACAGGCAUCACCAACCAACCGAACCGUCCUUUCCUUAUUGGUACUGCCGCCUUUGAAGGACCCAUUGUGCAUUCCUCCGAGAUGGGCAUGAAAGCAGAUGCAUUGAUGGACGACCCUAAAAUCAAGCGCAUAGCAGUCAUAGGAGGCGGGAAGUCGGCUUUCGACGCCGUGCAUCUAGCAGGCAUAAAAGAGAAGUUUGUGGAAUGGAUCAUGAGGAAAUCAGGCAAAGGACCUGAAUGGGUUUUCCCAGCUCAUGCACAGAUCGGCCCUUUCAAACUCAUCCGCGAACGACUGGCCACCAGACGCAUCUUGACCUUCUUCAGUCCGUGUCUCUGGAACGAUGGGUUCGGCUGGAUCAGAAACAAGCUCCAUUUCACCAAGUUGGGGAGAUUGCUUACGCAGAAGUUCUGGGCCAAUUUGCAUGAGAAGACGCUUCAACAAUGCCGCCUGAUGGAGUUCCCAUAUACUAGAAUCUUGCAGCCGGAGACAAGUCCCUUCUGGUACGGCACUGCGUCAGGCAUUUUAAGCUACGAACCCAGCCUCUACGACAUGAUCGGGGGAGCCACUGUGGAGAUUCACCGCGAAGACAUCUCCUAUCUGUCCAAACACUCGAUCAUGCUGACGAACGGCUACACCAUCCAAGCCGACGCCAUCAUCACGGCCACGGGCUUCUCAGUCGAACCGACAUUCAAGUUCCUUCCAACAAAGCUUCAUUCCGACCUGGGGAUCCCGACGCCGUCGCUUACCCCUGAGCAACACGAUUUCUGGAAGGCACUGGACCGCCAGGCCGAUCUCACUAUCGCCUCGAGCUUCCCUCGUCUGCUCGACGGCCCGUACAAGUCGCCCAGUUCGACCGUCGUCCAGCCCUACCAUGGCGGCAUGGACGCCAAUAGGAGAGACCACACCCCUUUCCGGCUGUACCGCGCAAUCGCACCACCGGGACUCACGGCACAAGGCGACCGCUCUCUAGUGUUCAUCGGCAUGUUCUCCAACCUGGCAAACACUCCGCGUUGUGAACUGCAAUGUCUCUGGGCCUAUGCGUACUUGACCGGCAAACUGGACCAGAGCAACAGUAUCGAUCCCAACACCGUCUUCGAAGAGACAGCCUUGAUGAGUCGCUACGUCAGACACCGCGCCCCUUACGGCCAUGGCAAAUUCUUCCCCGACUUGGUGUUUGAUCAGCUGCCUUACUUCGACAUGUUGCUGCAGGAUCUCAAGCUGAAGUACUGGCGCAAGGGGAACUUGUUGGCCGAGAUUUUCGGGUCGUAUGUCAGCGAGGACUAUGCUGUUGUCGUUCAGGAGUGGCUCAAGGCGAAUAAAGAUGACAAGGUCAAGGAGGAUUAA